GCACAGCACAUUCAGUCAAGCGUACAUCCUGUCAUGGACACAGAAACAGGUGGUCGUGUCAGUGUCUCGACAACCAGAGCGACUGCUUUUGGAAGGUGUUUGACGGUGGGGACAGCACGAGAGGACAUAUUUGAGUAGCGCGGUUACUCAAACGCAAUUGACAUUAUGAACGUCAUCGCAGUCCUGUUUCUUUUUGGAUGGGCAGUUGUUUCCCAGGGCGACCGUUCCCAGGGCGACCGUUCCCAGGCGACCCUGGAAGCUGACAGGCCUUCUCUGAGGGUCCAGCUCUCCCAUGCCGCCCACCUGCAGUGCUGCUACCACACCACAGGGGGCGCUUUGACACACGUCUGGAUCCACAGUGUCCACACAGUCAAUGGAACGGGCUUCCCCAUGACAGUAGACCUGAAGGACCCUCGGGUGACCGUUGACCAGAACCAAACGGUCGAGGGAGUCUGGUGUCAUCACCUCAGCCUGAGCUCGGUCCAGUUAGAGGACAGUGGGCUGUACCAGUGUUUGCUGAACGGCAGAUCCCCGAGGUCCUCGAUGUACACACAUGGCACCUACCUACAGGUCUACAAGCCUAUGGAGAAGAUGUUUAACUUGAGUGAGACUGUGAAGAACCGGAUCCUGGCGGUAGAGGGGGUGUUGUUGCUUGUGUGUGUACUCCUCCCUGGGGUCAUUCUGCUCUUUAAGGCAAAGAGAGUCAAUGAGCUUGAGAUUCUGAGAGGUAAAAGGGAAGAGGAAAACAUAUAUGAGGGUCUGAACCUGGAGGAUUGCAGCACCACCUAUGAUAAAAUCCAGCUUUCCCUGGUGCAGGGGGCCUACCAAGAUGUAGGGUACAGAGUGAAGGAGAUGGGGGAGGAUGAGGAGGACGAUGCCCAGCUCCAGAAGCCUUGAAAGAGUGGAAGAAUGAGGAGAGUUUAGAUCAGUUGUUAAGGAGAUAAAAGGUGAAGUUUGUGGGACAAGCACAUAGAGCUGAGGGUUUUUGAUUUUCUGUGCAGUCUGAAAAGCUUUUUUAUCAACAUUUGAAUUGAUAGAACAUUUUAAAGCUAUCUCAUGUGUUUCCUGUCUUCCAAUGUUUUUGUUAAUUUAGCCCAGUUUGACUUUUCUAUUAUGUUUUAAUGUGUCUGCUUUACAUAAAGUGAAUUAAUUAAAUGAAUGUAAUCUUGAA
Hypomesus transpacificus is the source of this 1171-nucleotide messenger RNA. RefSeq names its product CD79a molecule, immunoglobulin-associated alpha (gene cd79a). Gene Ontology annotation, cellular component: B cell receptor complex; external side of plasma membrane. Gene Ontology annotation, biological process: B cell receptor signaling pathway; B cell differentiation. Lineage: Eukaryota; Metazoa; Chordata; Actinopteri; Osmeriformes; Osmeridae. The transcript is spliced from 5 exons. The record is from RefSeq and is a predicted model, not a curated record. The coding region runs from base 166 to 897 and encodes 243 amino acids.